Molecule: messenger RNA, 1806 nt
Organism: Impatiens glandulifera
Lineage: Eukaryota; Viridiplantae; Streptophyta; Magnoliopsida; Ericales; Balsaminaceae
Product: AAA-ATPase ASD, mitochondrial-like
Exons: 1
Coding region: 32-1621 (529 amino acids)
Molecular function (GO): ATP hydrolysis activity; ATP binding
Source: RefSeq, a predicted model, not a curated record
UCAUUUCUAAAAGAUAUACAGAGAGAGAGAGAUGAUGCCAUUGUUGAUGAUGAUGGGAGGAGAGACAUGGGCAAACCUCGGAUCAAUCGCGGCCGGAAUGAUGUUUGUCUGGGCUAUGUACAGACAAUACUUUCCUCACGAUCUUCGUGAACCUAUUGAGAAAUACGCUCACAAACUCAUGAGCUUCGUCUACCCUUACGUUCAAAUUACCUUCCAUGAGUAUUCCGGCGACGGCUUCGAACGUUCCAAGGUCUACGUCGCGAUUGAGCGUUACCUCGCCAAGAACUCCACAAAUCAUGCCAAAAGACUCAAAGCUGACGUUGCUUACGGUUCUGACGCAGUACUCGUCUUCAGCAUGGACGACCACGAAGAAGUUGUCGACAAUUUCCAAAACGGAGUCAAGCUCUGGUGGUCAUCUAACCAGAACAUAACGCAGCGUCAAUCAAUCUCAUUCUACCCAAGAGAGGACGAGAAACGCUAUUACAAACUCAAGUUCCAUAAGAAGAACCGCGAUCUCGUCACCAACACUUACCUAAAACACGUUCUUGAUGAGGGUAAAGCGAUUCAGGUCAUGACUCGACAGAGGAAGCUCUAUACAAAUAGUAAGAACGAUGGAGGGUAUAGUUAUAGACGUAAAAUGUGGAGUCAUGUGAAAUUUGAACAUCCUUCUAAUUUCAAUACUCUGGCUAUGGAUCCAAUCAAGAAGAAGGAGAUUAUCAAUGAUUUGAUCAAGUUCAGUCAGUCUAAAGAUUAUUAUACCCAAAUUGGAAAGGCAUGGAAACGUGGGUAUCUCUUGUAUGGUCCUCCAGGGACGGGUAAAUCGUCUAUGAUCGCGGCCAUGGCUAAUCUUCUUGAGUACGAUGUAUAUGAUCUUGAAUUGACGGCUGUUAAGGAUAAUACAGAGCUGAGGAAGCUACUAAUCGAUACGUCUAGUAAAUCGAUUGUGGUGAUUGAAGACAUCGAUUGUUCACUUGAUUUGACGGGGCAGAGGAAGAAGGAGAAUGAGGAGAAGGAUGAUGAUAAGGAAAAGGAGAAGGAAAAGGAACUUGCUAAGAUGAAACCAGAGGAGAAGGAUAGUAAAGUUACUUUGUCUGGGCUUUUGAAUUUCAUAGAUGGGUUAUGGUCGUCCUGUGGUGGGGAGAGAAUAAUUGUUUUCACGACGAAUUAUAAGGAGAAACUGGAUCCUGCUCUUAUUCGGAGGGGGAGAAUGGAUAAGCAUGUUGAAUUGUCCUAUUGUGGGUUCGAGGCGUUUAAGAUUCUUGCAAAGAAUUACAUGGGCAUUGAAUCUCAUAAGCUGUUUACUACAAUUGAGAAAAAAUUGAAAGAAGUGAAUAUGACGCCGGCGGAUGUGGCUGAGAAUCUGAUGCCGAAAUCUGAAGAGGAUGAUGCUGAUAGUUGUUUGGAGGGUCUGAUUGUGGCCAUGGAUAAGGCUAAGGAAGACGCAAUUAAGUUGAAAGCUGAAGAGGAGGAACAGAGGUUGAAGAAGGAGGAAGAUGAGAAGAAAGACAAAGAAAAAGACAAAGACAAAGACAAAGAGAAGUCGGAGAAAGACAAAGAGAAGUCGGAGAAAGGAACCUGCAACUGCAACUGCUGCUGCUGCUGCAAAGAGAAGGAGAAGUGAGCCGGUGGUGCUGCCGGAGAAGAAGAAGUGAUACAGUCAAUGGUAUUUUGGAAAUAAACGCAAAAUUCAACUUUUAAAUGUUCUUUUACUUUUAGUCUAUAUUGUGGUUUGAUUGUUCUACUUUAGUCAGUUCAUUUUCUAUUUGUCAAUGUAUGGUGACAUAUUAAAAUGUUGUAUUGAAUUAA